ACAUUGGGCUUUUACUGCCUUCACCACCAGCUUCCAUACGUGGCUCUGAAUAGACACUGGGUUCUCCUGUCUGCUGCUGAAGGACCACUAACAACAUCUCUCACAGCUCUGAAUCCAACGGACAAAGAAAAGAACAAAAAUGAAGGUUGCCAUCAUAACAUUUUGCCUGAUUGGAGCAGUUUUUGCCAACCCAAUUUCAUACAAUGUUGUUUUGGAGUCAAGCGAGCUCGACGCAAACACGACUGAAAGUUUGUCUGUUUCACAAUCGUCUGAAAAUAACACCUCAGAGCUUCAGAGCUCUGAAGAAAAUACCUCAAAUCAAAGCUCAGAGUCAGAAUCAUCAGAAUCCACAUCAGAGGACACGACUUCAGAGGAGAGUAACAGUCAGUCCGAUGAGACUGACUCUAUGGCUGAAACCAGAGAUAACAGCAUGGGCAGUGAGGAGAAUGUUCGAAAGAGCUGGGUUCAAGUGUUUCCAAGUGUCGUCAAAGUCCACAGCACAGAGGACAAUAGCAGCACAGAAGUCCAAGGUCAAACAGAACAGCUGAGCAUCGAGCUGACAGAGAAACUGCCCACUCACACCUCCACCAGCACGAUUUUCAAACAGCAGACGGGCAACACUCAAGGUCAAGCGAACCUGCCACUGGUGGAGAACCCCACCGACAGCAGUGAUACCACCAGUGACAGCGCAGACACCAGUGACAUUACUGGUGUUACAGCUGCCACCAGUGACAGCAGCGAAAGCAGCAGCAGUGAAAGCAAUGAGACCAACGAGGCCAGUGACAGCAGUGAUGACAGCAAGAGCACCGAGGAUAGUAAUGCCAGCGACAGUACAGAGCUGGAACAAAUCAAAACCAAAGACUGUGUGAAUGGAACUCAGAGCUGUGAAAGUGAAGAGUAUUUCUUCCAGGAUAUAGGAGAUGAUGCCCAUCACUCUGUAGACAAUCUGAUGAUGCCAGAUGAGGAGGAAAGGGAGCUAAGUCUAAGGAGAUGAUGACAUGCACUUGUGCAACAUUAUGUUUCCCACUAUGAACUACAACUCCAUAAAAUGACCUACCUGAACACUUCAGGAUGACAAAUUUGCUCUUGCCCAUCGCUUCUGAAUGUUGAUUUUGGCAUUAUAAUAUUAUCUAUAGCUGAUUGAUUUAUACGUGUGUAAUUAUUAUUGUGAUGGUGAUAUAGCCAUACUUACUUACUAUAGCAUUUACUUUGUUUUGAUAAUAAUAAACAAAUAUACAUAUAUAUAACCACGGUAUUGGAUGCUUGCAUAUUCUUAUGACAUGACGGGUAGUGGAAAAUAACAAAAAAUACAUUUACUUAAGUACUACACUUCACUUGAAUUUAUGCAUUUUUAUACUUUUACUCAUUUUAGAGGGCAAUAUUGUGCUUUUACUUAUUUACAUGUUUACAUGUUACACUAGGUACUUUGCAGGUUGAUACUGUAUAUGAAAUCAGACUGAAAUCUGAUUUGCCAUUGGCAAACAGUACCAGACAAUAAUAAUAAUAAUAAAUUUAUUUAUAAAACGCUUUCCAUCAAAGUGCUGUACAACAAGAUGAAUAUAAGAGCAGAAACACAAUAAAAUGAAAUAAAAAUAUAUUUUAUAUACUAUACAGUAUAUACUUCAAAUGAGCUGUGCCUGCCUCUGAAAUGUAAUACAUAUGACAACAUACAUCAAUGACAUUUGAAAGGCCAUUUUACCUUUGAUACUGUAAGCACAUUUUCGUACUGUUAAAUGUAAAGCUGAAUGCAGGAUGUUCACCGCA
Toxotes jaculatrix (banded archerfish) is the source of this 1764-nucleotide messenger RNA. It is a transcript of the gene scpp1, whose product is annotated as secretory calcium-binding phosphoprotein 1. The transcript is spliced from 9 exons. The record is from RefSeq and is a predicted model, not a curated record. NCBI's taxonomy places the organism in Eukaryota, Metazoa, Chordata, Actinopteri, Toxotidae. The coding region runs from base 140 to 994 and encodes 284 amino acids.